Thunnus maccoyii (southern bluefin tuna) is the source of this 4284-nucleotide messenger RNA. It is a transcript of the gene il23r, whose product is annotated as interleukin 23 receptor. Gene Ontology annotation, molecular function: cytokine binding; cytokine receptor activity. The transcript has 17 exons. The record is from RefSeq and is a predicted model, not a curated record. Gene Ontology annotation, cellular component: signaling receptor complex; CRLF-CLCF1 complex; external side of plasma membrane. Gene Ontology annotation, biological process: positive regulation of tyrosine phosphorylation of STAT protein; cytokine-mediated signaling pathway. Bases 134 to 2830 code for a protein of 898 amino acids. Lineage: Eukaryota; Metazoa; Chordata; Actinopteri; Scombriformes; Scombridae.
AAAACUUGCAUUUGAAAAGAUGAGAAGUUCAACAGAGCAUUGUACCUCCUCCUCGUGUUAGCCAGAACAUCUCCUGUACACCGAUGGCUGAGCGGCUGAGUGGGUUCUCUGAGAUUAACAAAGAUGAGCUGAGAUGAAUCUCUCCUCAACCAUUUGGAAAUGCAUUAUUACACUUCUCCUACUUUUUUCCAUCAAGUGGUGCCCUCUGCUCCUGGCUGGCUGCCAUCACUUCAUCGCCCAUGGCUACCUGACAGUCAAGCCAGCCCCACCCAUCCUCAUGGGUUCAAACCUGACAGUGUACUGCCACAUCAGUGAAUGUAAAGAGGGGACCAGAAUAUCCCUGGAGGUGAAUGGUGAGACUGUGGAUCCUGGGAAGAGAGUAAAUUGCACUACAAUGAUAUUCAACCUGUCCAGUGUCAAGAUGCCGCUAUCUGCUGUGCUGUGCAAGCAGAAUCAUCAGAUCGUCAAUGGACUGGACCUACGUAGUGGGCUCCCUCCAGAUAAACCCGAAAAUAUUAUAUGUGAAACAGCAAAGAAGUCUGACUUAGUAAACUGCAUGUGGGAGAGAGGACAGGAAACACAUCUCUCUACUACCUACAACGUUUCACUCAACAGAGAAAAUGGGACCCACAUUCAUUUAGAUCGUAUCCAGGAUGCUAAAGAAAUCUCCAUACCACGAGCAAUGUUAGCUGAUAACACUAAAUACCAGUUGAUCAUCACUGCUUACAACCUCUUGGGAGCAUCACAGUCUGAUCCAUUUACUCUCUGCAUAAAGGAUAUAGUUAUACCAGAGACCCCUCAUAUUAUGCAGAUACAGUUUGGGAAUAAUUCCAUAGCAGCUAUGUUGCAGUGGAAAACUGAGUCCUUCCAGCAUCUCAAGUCCUGCGUCAGGCUCCGCAAAGAUAACGGCUCCUGGGAAGUGAGGGAGGGAACAGAGCUCAGUGAGGGUUUGAUACAAGUGGAUGGCCUGGAGCCUCUGACAGAAUAUGAGUUCCAGAUGAGAACAUGUAAGUCAACAUCAGGACUGACACAUACCAGCACAUCCAGGUCGACCUCCAGCAGAAGGUCACUCUGCAGCAAAUGGAGCCCAUCUGAGAGCAUGAGAAGUCCCGGAAGAGGCCCAUCUCAGCAGCUGCAUGUGUGGAGGAUAUUAGGCAAUCAGACGACAAAUGCACAAAUGUUGACUGUUUUGUGGAAGCCUCCACCUCCGGAGGAUUACAGCGGCAAGGUGCAACAGUACAAGAUCUUCCUGGGUCAGAAACAGGAAGAGCCCUGCUCUGCUUCUCUGAGCCGGUACUCAGUUAGGGUGCCAUCAGAGGUUCAAGCACUGAGUGUCAGUGUUGUCACCUUGUAUGGAGCCUCUCCACCAGCUGAUGUGCCAUUCAGACACUCAGGUGUGCUUGGACCUGCUCUAAGAGAGCUGGCUCCUGCAGCUAACGGCAGUGCUGUGCUUGUCUCCUGGUCGAAGACUGAACACUGGUCAACAUCUGGAGGAGAGCUGUUGUACUAUGUGAUAGAAUGGACGAGUGUACCUAUGGCAGAGCUGCAGUGGCAAAAACUGGACAAAGAUCAAAAAAGCACCUCUAUCACAGGUCUGACUGCGGGUGUGCGGUACAAUAUCUCUCUAUAUGCUGUGACCAGCAGAGGUGUUAGUGCUCCAUCAUCCAGCCUCGUCUACUCCAAAGAACAGAAGCCAGUGUCUGGUCCCCACAUGUCAGUGCUGGUCCAUGAGAACGGGCGGAUCCUGAUCCAGUGGGACGAGCUGGCUGUAGAUCAGCGGAGAGGCUUCAUCACAAACUACACCAUCUAUAUCAAGACGCUGCACUUCAGCAACACAGAACUCAGAGAGACAGUUUCUGCCCUCGGCCCCAGACAGUUAUGGCUCAACUGUUCUGAAGGAGCUCUGGGUCUCCAGCUGACUGCAUCCACCUCAGCAGGAGAAGGACCGCGGGGGAAUUUGAUCUUCUCUCAGCCUGCAGCCCCUGCAGUUGGCACAGUGAUUGUGAUUGUUUUCAUCAUUGCCUUCUUCAUAGCGAUCAUAGCCAACCUGAUGUGCUGGAGCUGUGUGAGAGAAAGGAUUAAACAGAGAUGCAUAUCUUGGGGACCUUCCUGGCUUGUUGAAAACUUGCCAAAGCCGGGACACAGUAAUGCCAUCAGACUGCUGGAGCAGGGCGGAAGUGAACCAUCAUUCUCAUCCACCCAAAUUGACCCUCCGCUGUCCCCCAUCAGUCUGGUCUCCCAGGAGGACAGGGAGGAUGUGUACCCCAUUGUCCAAGUCGAAGCAUCCCAGGUUGGAUCAGCAACCCAACGACCUACAGUGGAGACGCCUUUACUGGAGACCAAUCCCAAGUCUGCUGACAGCCAGCUGGAACAUGUCUGCUACAAACCGCAGACUGCUGCAUCUGCUCCACAAGAAGAGGAGGUGAAGGAGGCCGAAGAGGAGCAGAGGGACAUGCCAGCAUGCAGGGAGGAAGACAGGUGUUUAAAUGUAUUCGGAGAACUAUUUGGAGGCUUGCUGUCCGGUGUGGAGGUGGAUUUUUCCGAUUCACCUCGUGGGCUGACUCUCGGCUCUGUUAAUCAUCUUUUGUGGCCUAAACCUCCUGAAACAGCAAAUGUUCUGAAUAAAGGCUUCUUACUUGGGAGGAGGGGGGCUGAGAGUAAUGUGGAAGUGGAUUCCCCCUCUGUGGAUUUACAACAGGCUGAAAGAAUGACUCCUGACCAGGUGGACACUUGUUUGUCUCAGUAUACAAUUGAGACAGCACUGACUGGUGAUUACUUCCCUCAGGUUUCUGCUGUCAGAAUCAAUACAACCUGCGACACACAGAGGUAGUGGGGACACAAACAGGACAAUCUGCACUACUAACUUGACUUUUAAGAAAGCAUUAUCUCAACAUCACUUCACCUCAAGUGAUGACGUCUUUGUGUGUGUGAUCAGAGAAAAUCCUACUUCAGGUGAUCUGUAACUGCAAUCAGCACUGUUAAAAAACAAGUUAUUAAAUGAAUUAAAAAAUGUAAUGAGUUUGAUUUAAGCAUGUAGAAAUUCCUUACUAUAAUAACUUUGUUGUGACACCACUCUCUAUUAAGACUUAAUUAACUAAUGGUUUUGUCAGUGUUUAAUUAAUUAUUUAUUGAUGCUUUAAAGAUCAGUAAUAAGUCAUUCAUGAGGACGGCAUUUGGGUUGCUGUGUUGUGAAAAAUCCCUUUGGCUGGUCUAUACUGUAUCCUCCUGCAGCUGAACUUUCUUUGUUUUUCUAUUGAGCUCUUUAAUACACCAAGAGUCUUCUUGGUGUAUUAAUGGAUACACUUCUGGAAAAGACCUGUUUCAAUGUUCAUAUAAGCACCUGACUAUUGUUCUAAGACAGACUUGAAAUAACGUGAAGCUAUCCUUUAAUAAAGUACCAGUUUCUUACUUUGUAAUAAGCCAUCAGGUUUGUGGUUACAAAUGUUAAUAAUUCAUUACUUAUGUUUUUCCACCACAAUAAUUCAUCAAGUCUGCAGAUAUAACUGUUAAUUUAGAUUGUUGAUACAUGGAUUUUUAUAUAGGGUAAGUGGUCAAACCAUCUAUUGGGGGGGGUCUUCCUGAUUAAUCCAAGAGCUAAAAAAACAGACUAAGCUAGUGUCAAGAUAUGCCAACUAGGCCUGCAACUAACAACUGUUUUUAUUAUUGAUUGAUCUGUUGAUUAUUUUAUCGAUUUGUUGUCAGAAAAUUGUAAAAAAACUUUGCUUUGUUUCCCAAAGCCCAAGAUGAUGUCCUCAGACGUUGUCUUUGGUCCCGAUCAACAGCCCUCAAACCAAAGAUAUUCAGUUUAUUAUCAUAGAAUAGAAGCUGGAAUCAGAUAAUUUGGACAGUUUUUCUUUAAAAAAUGACUUAAAAUAAUAAAUUGAUUCUCUAGAUUGUUGGGAAUAAAUUUUCUGUUCACUGACUUAUCGAUUAAUCAACUAAUCGUUGCAGCUCUUUACCAACCAAAACUAAUAACUGGCUUAUUACUGAUAGGUCAUUAAUUCAUUAUUUAUUAACCAUUGAUAAAGCCAGCUACAACUUAUACACCUUAUACUUAUUAAGUAUGUCUUAUGAAUAGAAAAUGGUACCUUUACUGUAUGUUGAACCAUCUGAAGUGAAUGUACAUUCAAAGUGAAAAAGUACAUCUCAUAAUUUACAUGCCAGUAUUGGGUCAAAAUAUAGGUUCUGUAUUAACAACUGAGAUGUGCCUCUGCUUUUUAAAUACUAGGGUGUGACCUCUGUAUGUUUCUAAAGUCAGCCAUCCUGUUUUGUGAGCAUGUGAAA